Molecule: messenger RNA, 3625 nt
Organism: Closterium sp. NIES-67
Lineage: Eukaryota; Viridiplantae; Streptophyta; Zygnematophyceae; Desmidiales; Closteriaceae
Source: the annotation of a GenBank genome assembly
UUUUCCAAAGGGAACAGUAGGUAGCCAGGCCUCCGUCAAGAGUGCACCUAUCUGGUCUAGAUGUUCCACGUCCUUCCUUCGUGUGCAGUGCACCUUUGAGUACUGCAGCCAGCAGCUUCGAGCACAUCCUGUGCUUGCCACGAAAAGCUAGGCCUCACUAAUUUGGUUCGUCCACAGCUUCUAUGUCGGGAGUAUGUGUCUAGGUCCGAGUAAACCGUUCGUAGUGUUUGGUGCCGUCCGCUGUCGCAGCCUUUCGCGCCUUAAAUAAAUAGUUCCAAGACAAUUCACCAUUCUCCUGUCGGUUCAACUUUAAAAGGCUUCAGUGAUAGCUCUUAUCUCUCGUCUUCUUCCUAUCGUCGCGGUCGCACCCAUCCCGUCUUCCUUGAUAAAUACAAUACAAGUCGAUACGGCUCAGCGUAUACUGUAUAGCGAAGGUCCGAAUAGGGAAGGUUCAGUGAAUCCUCUAGCCAGUAGUUUCCUUGGACUAGCAAGGGUCGUGGGAGGGAAACUACAAUUAAAGAGCGGUUUCGGCAGUGGAUGGCAGUGGUUCGUUCGGCCUCGCCCUCGGAGCGCCAAACAGCACGAACCGAUCUGAACCGUCCACGGACCGAACCGUCGAACGGCACGAAAGUCGACAGGCACGCGCGUCGGCCGGUCCAGGCUCAGUCCAGCGCGCACGACCCGUCGCACGGGCCAUCAGAUGACCAGGGCGAAAACGGGGCUGGUAACCAGUUUUCGCCCACUGAUUCCAGACGCAGCGAAACUGCUCCCGCGACCAGCGGAACGACUGUAAGCUGGACUGUAACCAGCGACGGGAGUAUCAAUCCAGCCGUGACAGACGAGACUGCCGAGACUGUCGAGACAGGCGAGACAGUCGAGACAGGUGUAACAAACGAUACAGACGAGACUGCCGCCAGAGCAUGCCUGCCUUCCUGUUCCGGCUCACCUAAUCAACCCCUUCCCCGCCGCCAACUCCCGCGCAGCUCCGCUCCCGCCGCCUCCUCCUCCGCCGCCUCCUCCGCCGCUGCUAAGCCCGCGGAAAGGCGAUCUUUAUCCGGCGCCGCUCUCCCCCGCGCCCUUCCCCGCGCACCGAACACGCCCCCUUUCACGCUUCCGACCGCGCUCGUUCAGACGCCCCUUAGCGCACCUGCGGCUUCCGCGGCUUGGCGGGGGGGGCGCCAGCGUAAGAUGGGGGGAGCCGGCGGAGCAGCCUGUGCGGAAGAGCUCGAUUUGGAGCCUCCGCCGCCCGCCACGCUUUUCACGCCGUCCCCGCCGCCCCCGCAAAAGCUCUCGCGCUUGCCGGCGCCGGCAGCGAUGAUGCACGCGCCGCAUCUCGUGCAGUUAAUACCCUCAUUGAAGCUCAAAACCGUGUGUCACGGCUGCGGAGAGUGCGGGCGCGGAGUCGGCGGUGGUGGAGGCGGUGGCGGUGGUACGUGCUGUGGCUGCGGCGGCGAGUCUAAAACGAAAUCCUCGCUAUUAUCAGCUUCGUUAUGGGGCGUGUCCAGCUUGUCGCAAUUGCAGCUGAUACUGGUUUUUUCUGCGCUGCUACUUACGGCCUCCUUCCUCCUGUCAACUCGCGCAAUCGAUCUCUCCGCCGUCGACUUAAUCGCCGCAGCCGCCGCCCGCGGCGGCGGCGGAGACGGCGCGGGCGCAAGCGGCGAGUACGGCGGCGGCGGAAGCGGAAUAGACGAUCCCGCCAAUAUACUGUUCGUCGAUAGCGUGGGGCUCGGCGGCGGAAGCUGGUUACUUGGGGGACCCGGGGCCGGCGGCGAGAUUGGCGGCGGCGCGAAACGCGGCGGGGGACGCGGCGGAGGCCGCGGCGGCUGGGGGAGGGUACGGGAGAGGGUCAGCGCGGGCGGCGGCGGCGCGGUCGGGAAGGUGACGCGCGCGCUGGUGAGGGGGCACGACGCGGAAAUGGCGGCGAUGAUGGCGGCGCUACAUGCGUCGGCGACGGAAGAUAUGCUCGUGGGGGGCGACAUGGAUGAAAAGGAGCUGCGCCAGCGCGUGCAGCUGGUGGAGGACGAGUGGGACUACUUCCAGGAAGCCCCCUACCGCCUAAUCGACGAGUUUUGGAGGGACGUGUUUGAUGCGGCGUACGACGAGCUGGUGACGCGAGAUCCAAUGGUCCACGAUAGAGCUGUGGAGGAGAUCGCACGGCUCUCGGGGAAGUUCUACGACGUUCGGACCGUUGGACCUAAAGUGGUGUUCGUCCCCAAGGGCGCAGCCAGUCCGGCAGCCGCAGCAGGGAAUGCGGACGACCCGGCGGGGAGCAUUGACACACAGGAGGGGACGGCUGAGGCGGAGGGCACGAGUGGGGGAGGAGAAGGGGGAGAAAGAAGGGGAGAGGCGGAAGCAGAUGCGGAGGCAGAAGGAGGAGAGGGCGGUGGGAAGAAGGCAAAGGCUACUGCUAAGCAAACCGAGCAGCAGCGGGAGCAAACGGAGGAAGGAGGCGGAAAGCAAGGAGGAGAAGGGCAGGAGAAGGAGGAGCAACGGAAUGCAACUUUAGUGCGCGAUUCAGGAGUCAUGGGCGAAAGUGCGGCUAGGGCGGAGCAGCCGGCGGAGCAGCUGGUGGAGCAGAGGGCGGAGCCGAGGGAAGCAAGGGCGAUUGCACUGGCGGUGGAUGUGCCUGAGCAACAAGUGCAAGACAGGCAAGAGAAAGGGGUGGUGUUGCUAUCCAGCGAGGGAGGAGGGGAGAGAUUUGCUGGAGAGCAGAGGGCACAGGAGCUAUUUGACCAAGAGGGGGGGGGCAGGCGGAGUAAUGGCAGCAGGUAUGGAGGUGAAGGGGCUUCAGCAACGGGAGAAGUUGCAGGAGGAGGAGGAGGCGGAGGAGGUGGAGGAGGUGGAGGAGGUGGAGGGGAGGAAUUAGCGGAAGUAGAAGGGGUUGGGGGGGAAGCUGGAGGAGGGUUGGUAUCAGGGAGACUAGGGGCGAGUGGAGUAGCGCCGGGGGGAGUAGAAACACAGUCAGGGGCGUUGAAGAAACCAAGGAAGAGCAAGAGGAGCAAGAAAACAAAGCAGGAAAAGAAGGAGAAGAAGAUGAAAAAACGCAAGUCCAAACGGAGGGGUGAAUCAACUCAGGUGGAAGAAAGAGGAGGAGAAGCUUAGGGGGACACGAGGAGAGAGGCUGGGGGAGCGGGAGGGGGAGGAGGUGACGAUAGAGACUAAGGGGUUUUGCUGCUGUACAUAGACACAGAGGGCACAGUUGAAGAGGGCACAGAUACACAGUAUGGGAGGGGGGUCAUGGAACAGGGGUCGUGCAUGUGGGCAAUGGGUGUGGGUCACAUUGCAUGACUCAUGGUUCUUUGUGAACUGGGGUGAUGAAUACGGCACCAAUUGGCGGCAGUGUGAUAUGUGUGUGUGUGUGUUGAGUAAAUGUGUGAUGUGAAGUGAUACGUAGUGAUUAGACAUUCUUCCUGCUGGUUUCCUGUCGAGGGAGGCAGUAGAUACGGAAAUAAAUGAGACAAGUGAGGACCAGUGGGGAGUACUGUAGUAACUGGUGAGGAGCAGUAUGUUAAAAUUAUAUAUAGUGUUAUAUAAUUUGUAGGCUUGGUAGGUAACUGAUAUAUAAGUCAGAAACUGAAUAGUAUAGAAGGGAGAGAGUACAAGUGAAUAAACCUAAGUGUUGUAC